Anopheles maculipalpis is the source of this 746-nucleotide messenger RNA. RefSeq names its product methionine-R-sulfoxide reductase B1 (gene SelR). Gene Ontology annotation, cellular component: cytoplasm. Gene Ontology annotation, molecular function: peptide-methionine (R)-S-oxide reductase activity. NCBI's taxonomy places the organism in Eukaryota, Metazoa, Arthropoda, Insecta, Diptera, Culicidae. The record is from RefSeq and is a predicted model, not a curated record. The transcript has 3 exons. The coding region runs from base 6 to 737 and encodes 243 amino acids. Gene Ontology annotation, biological process: response to oxidative stress; protein repair.
UACAAAUGAUUGGAAUUAUUAGUUCCGGAAGAUACCGUGCGGCUGCCACUGCGCUUCUUCUUCGGGAGUUUGUGCGUAAAGCGAAAGUAAACGGUGCGGGACAUUUCUCGAGUCUGGCAAUUGUGGCAGGUGGUUACGUGGUUCGGAUCAAGCUUGAACGUAGCGCUGUUGGAUGUGGAAGUUUAGUGAUGGGUUCUAGUGGCAGUGUUCUAUCGAGGAGCUUAGUGUGGAACUCUAAACGAGAAAAAUCUUCCAAUAGCGAGGCGGAUCAUCCGUCAACCGAUCCACUGACAAUGGAGAAGAAAGAUGAACUGGUCGCCAAGCUAACACCCCUGCAGUACCACGUGACGCAGGAGGCCGGUACUGAACGACCCUUCACCGGGAAGUACAACAAGUUCUACGAAAAGGGAACGUACAUCUGUGUCGUUUGCAGCCAGGAACUGUUUAGCUCGGAAACGAAAUACGAUUCUGGGUGCGGGUGGCCAGCAUUCAACGAUGUGCUCGAUCAGGGCAAGGUGACACUGCACAAAGAUCCCAGCAUUCCGGGGGGUAAUAUCCUAUUGUUGAUCACACAACCAGGCCGCGUGCGAACGGAGGUACGAUGCUCGAAAUGCGCUGCACACAUGGGCCACGUGUUUGAGGAUGGUCCACCACCGACCCGCAAACGUUACUGCAUCAAUUCGGCUGCGAUCGAAUUUAUGGCUGCCGGUACAGAACGCAAAGGUGGUUCGAGCUAAGCAACUCGG